UGCCUCCCCCUGCUGUUCGCUAUCUUCACCUCCUCUCUCUAUCACCAUCUGACGAGAAAGUUUAGGUUCAAAGUCUGGGUCCAAAAUUCUUUAGUUAUUAGCGAAGUUUAUUUAUUGUUAAGUUGCUGUUUACAUAAUAAGUUUUUCAAAAUGUCUAAUAGCAAAAUGUUCAACGCACUGAAGAUUCUAAAACGGCGUAAUAAUGUGAACUUUUUAAACAGGCUGCAUAACAGGAACUUUGCGGCCGCUGCAGCUUCACAAGUCCACACAAAAUGUAAAUUGGUCAAUGGAGUUUAUGUUGUUACUUUGGAUUCGCCUAAUGUUAAAGUUAACUCAUUAAAUGAAGCUGUUAUGAAUGAGGUUUCAAGUAUAGUGAACGAAAUUGAAUCAAACCCAGCAAUCGAGGCGGCGGUUUUCAUAUCAGGAAAACCAGGAUGUUUCAUAGCUGGUGCUGAUAUAACUAUGAUAGAAAGCUGUAAAACUAAAGAAGAAGUUGCUAAACUCUCCAGAAAUGGUCAUGAAAUAUUUAAGAAGAUUGAAAAUUCGCGGAAGCCUUUUAUAGCUGCCAUUCAAGGAAGCUGUCUUGGAGGAGGCUUAGAGACAGCACUAGCAUGUAAAUACAGAAUCGCUGUUAAAGAUGGAAAGACAGCAUUUGGUCUUCCUGAAGUAAUGUUAGGUCUCUUACCUGGAGGUGGUGGUACACAGAGAAUGCCAGCACUAACUUCCAUUCCAACAACUUUGGACUUAGCUCUCACUGGGAAAACAGUCAAAGCUGAUAAGGCAAAGAAACUUGGUAUUGUAGACCUGUUAGUUUCCCCACUUGGACCAGGUCUUGGUCAGCCAGAAAAAAAUACAAUGCAGUACUUGGAAAAUGUUGCUAUUCAAAUAGCAAAAGACAUUGCCUCAGGCAAAAUAAAGGUUGACAGGAGCAAGAAAGGAUUAGUUGAAAAAGUAACUGCGAUGGCGAUGCAGUGGGACUUUGUGAAGAACUUUGUUUUCAACAAAGCUAAGGAACAAGUGAUGAAGGCAUCACGUGGUUUAUACCCUGCUCCGCUUAAGAUUCUUGAAGUAGUUAGAACAGGCGUGGACAAAGGUCAAACGGCAGGCUACGAAGCAGAGAUCCAGGGUUUCGCGGAACUUGCAAUGACACCACAGAGCAAGGGUCUUAUCGGCCUUUUCAGAGGUCAAACGGAGUGCAAAAAGAACAGGUUCGGCAAGUCACAAGUAGAUGUUAAAAAGAUAGGCGUCCUCGGUGCAGGUUUGAUGGGUGCGGGCAUCGUGCAGGUGUCCAUCGACAAGGGCUACAACGUUGUGAUGAAGGACGCCACCAACGCUGGCCUUUACCGCGGCGUCGGACAAAUACAGAACGGCCUUGUCAACGCUGUCAAGCGAAAGAGGGUCUCUGCCCUACAAAAAGACAAAUUUUUAUCGAACCUGUUGCCAACACUGGACUACAGCAAGUUCAAUAACGCCGACUGCGUGAUCGAGGCAGUGUUUGAGGACAUCAACAUUAAGCACAAAGUGAUCAAGGAGCUCGAAGCGGUGGUGCCUAAGCACUGCGUGAUAGCAACGAACACUAGUGCCAUACCGAUCACCAAGAUAGCAGCCGGCAGCAGCCGUCCCGAUAAAGUUAUUGGCAUGCACUACUUCUCGCCGGUCGACAAGAUGAUGUUGCUGGAGAUCAUCCGGCACCCUGGAACCAGCGAUGACACGGCGGCAGCGGCCGUUGCUGUGGGGUUACGGCAAGGCAAGGUGGUCAUCACCGUGGGUGACGGGCCUGGGUUCUACACCACGCGCAUCCUCUCCACCAUGCUUAGCGAGGCCGUGAGGCUGCUGCAAGAAGGAGUCGAUCCGAAAGAUCUCGACAAUAUGACGAAGCAGUUCGGCUUCCCCGUAGGCGCUGCGACACUGGCCGAUGAAGUCGGUAUCGAUGUAGGAUCGCACAUUGCUGUCGACUUGGCUAAGGCCUUCGGCGAACGUAUCAGUGGUGGAGACUUGAAUAUUAUGCAAGAUUUAGUCAAAGCCGGCUUCAUGGGUAGGAAAUCCGGCAAAGGUUUCUACAUCUACGAAAAGGGCACUAAGAACAGAGAUGUAAACCAAGAGGCUGUGCAGCUGUUGAAGGAUAAAUACUCCCUAGAACCACGUGGUGCUAACACUGUUGAAGACCAACAACUAAGGAUGGUGUCCAGAUUUGUUAAUGAAGCAGUAUUAUCUCUAGAAGAGAAAAUCUUGCACAGUCCUCUGGAAGGCGAUGUAGGGGCUGUAUUCGGACUGGGCUUCCCACCAUUCACUGGUGGACCAUUCAGGUGGGUUGACCAGUUUGGUGCUGACAAGCUUGUUAAGAAAAUGGAAGAAUACCAGGGACUGUAUGGCGCACCAUUUAAACCAGCACAAACUCUCGUCGAUAUGGCCAAAGAUAGCAGCAAGAAAUUCCAUAAGAAUUAGCACUACAAACUUGUUGUCAAAAGGUUUUCCUACUACAGCUCUUCCAUGAGUAAUAUACUGCCUUUUUUUUGUUUCGUGAGAAUAUUGUAUUCAGUAUACUUCACUUUGAUAUCAUUGAUGGUUACAAAGUUGACAUUAACUUUACAAAAUAUGAUAUUGUUAGUAAUAAGAGCAGAUAAAGUAUGUUAAAAGAGUGCUUGAUUAGUGAAGAUGAAUGUCAAUUUUUGUAGGUACGUAUUUAUUUAGAUAUAAGAAAAAAAUGUAUAUUUUACUACACAAUUUAUUGCUGAGAAUGUUUUAAAGAUUUAUAAUAUGCGUUUUGUUUUUUCCCAUUGCUGAAUAAAUAUUGGUUCAAUAAAAUAUUUAUUGUAACCGG
Messenger RNA from Pararge aegeria (speckled wood butterfly), 2821 nucleotides. It is a transcript of the gene Mtpalpha, whose product is annotated as trifunctional enzyme subunit alpha, mitochondrial. Bases 151 to 2445 code for a protein of 764 amino acids. Gene Ontology annotation, biological process: fatty acid beta-oxidation. The transcript has 14 exons. Gene Ontology annotation, molecular function: enoyl-CoA hydratase activity; long-chain (3S)-3-hydroxyacyl-CoA dehydrogenase (NAD+) activity; NAD+ binding. Gene Ontology annotation, cellular component: mitochondrial fatty acid beta-oxidation multienzyme complex; mitochondrion. The record is from RefSeq and is a predicted model, not a curated record. NCBI's taxonomy places the organism in Eukaryota, Metazoa, Arthropoda, Insecta, Lepidoptera, Nymphalidae.